This is a messenger RNA of Adelges cooleyi (spruce gall adelgid), 369 nucleotides long. RefSeq lists its product as uncharacterized. Gene Ontology annotation, cellular component: cytoplasm. Lineage: Eukaryota; Metazoa; Arthropoda; Insecta; Hemiptera; Adelgidae. Bases 1 to 369 code for a protein of 122 amino acids. The record is from RefSeq and is a predicted model, not a curated record. The transcript has a single exon.
AUGACGUCCGCUGAAGAAGCGAAACUACUAUCGUUGGACGUUGAGCACUUAGUGUCCGAGAUCAAAGAAAACCUCAGACUCUCCGGAUUCAAAACGCGAAGACACCGCUCGCACUUUGCACGAGUUCAGCCGUACGCCAAACCUGUCGCAUGUGAAUCGUGUUCACAAAAAAGACUAUGUCGAUGCGACGAUGACGAAGAUACUCAAGAUCCCGACGACCCAUACGAGAUGCUUCAAGUGUUGCUGCGGGAAGGUAGUCUCAUCAAAGAAGCUGUGCGACGUUUGCAAAUAGGUCUUUCGCCCAAACAAAGGUAUUACUAUGAAUCUGAUGAAGAGUCGUCCAGAAGCCCAAAGUUUCGGUACUGUUGA